Messenger RNA from Peromyscus maniculatus bairdii (prairie deer mouse), 850 nucleotides. RefSeq names its product diencephalon/mesencephalon homeobox protein 1-B-like. Gene Ontology annotation, molecular function: DNA-binding transcription factor activity, RNA polymerase II-specific; RNA polymerase II transcription regulatory region sequence-specific DNA binding. Gene Ontology annotation, biological process: regulation of transcription by RNA polymerase II. NCBI's taxonomy places the organism in Eukaryota, Metazoa, Chordata, Mammalia, Rodentia, Cricetidae. The record is from RefSeq and is a predicted model, not a curated record.
UCUCCAGAGUAAGAGAGACAUUGACGGUUUGACUUCCCUGACCACAUCCUUAUUGGCGAAGGCGAGGCUACUUCUACAGUGUUAGGCCAUGGCACACAUGUCCCAUCACCAUGACCCCAAUUUCUACAACCUGGAAGAAUAUGAAAUCGAGGUGGAAAUUGAGAAUGACCGCGUGGAAAUUGAGAAUGACCAAGCGGAAAUCGAGGAUGAGCAAGAGAUGGCAGCGGCAGGAGGGAGCUGCCCUGUUAAUGAAUGUGCUCGAGGCUUCAUGGACAAACCCGAGUACCAGGGUACCCCAAAACACCAGGGUGAUAUGAAUCACGUGGUCAACUUGAGCUACAUUGGUUCUGACGUCGCCGUCGCGAGCCCAGGUUACUACCAAAACAUAGGACAGCUACAGUUGGAGGAGAAGGAGACCUUAGUUGCUAGGGUCCCACAGCAGUGGAGGGGCACUCGACCACGGAUCCGCAGGGGUCUCACAUCCUGGCAAUUGGGAGAACUGGAGAGCAUUUUCGAAGAAACUCAGUACCCUGAUGUGAUCACGAAGAAAGAUCUUGCGAAGAGCCUCUUUCUUAAGGAAUCAGAGGUUCAGUCUUGGUUUAAGGAGCGAAGAGCCAAGGAAAGGAAAAUACAGAGAUUACAAGGUGCCCCUGAUAGUACCCAAGAGAUCUUUCACUAAAAGUUUUUAGAGGAGCCCUGGAGUACCAUCCUUCUCCAGGAACAAACAUCCCUUCAGCAGUAAAGAAAGUUAGUACAAAGCCAGCCAUAGCUAAGGGAGACCCUGAUUUAGAAUAAACAAAAACAAAACAAAAAAAAAGGAACAAAAACACAAGAAAAAAACUCACUGAAG